Molecule: messenger RNA, 2355 nt
Organism: Aspergillus aculeatus ATCC 16872
Lineage: Eukaryota; Fungi; Ascomycota; Eurotiomycetes; Eurotiales; Aspergillaceae
Exons: 5
Biological process (GO): positive regulation of transcription by RNA polymerase II
Cellular component (GO): nucleus
Molecular function (GO): DNA-binding transcription factor activity; sequence-specific DNA binding
Source: RefSeq, a predicted model, not a curated record
ACCGAAAAGCUGGAGCUACCGUCGAUCUCGCAGGUCCACACCAGAGGUCCUGUUGACAUCCCUUGGUAUAACCACCACGCCGCAGAGAGACCUCUGUUGUCUGGUGACAAGCUUCCGGCUCUCAGUCUCCCUACGGCCUCGCAGGCCAUCUCGGGCCAGUCCUAUCGGGCGAGCUACGACGACGCCUCCGCCGCCGCCCUGGGGUCCAACAACACCAGCGCGCGUACCAGUCUAUCGGGUUCCGCGCCCGGGGGUAGUGAUACCCGAAGCCCGCCAACAUCCUCGACCGACCUCACAACGGCGGCAAACCAGGGUCGCGUUUCGCUGGACGGCUCUGCACCCCAAGAGUACUCGCUCGCGCAGAAUCAGGUUAGCGAUAGUUACUACCAGAAUCCAGCACCGAUCAGCAGCAUGAACCAGACGCAACCAUACAUGGACGUUCAUUCUUCGCAUUUGUCAUCUGGCCAGCCUUAUGCCUCGCAUGCUGCCACCGCUGGGGGUAUUGCUCACUACCCGCAAUACCACCAGCAGCCGCCGGUUCUGCAGCCAGCAUCCACGACAUAUGGGCCGGCCAGCUCCUAUGCCCCGUAUGCCUAUCCAGGCGGCGUAACCUCAUCCCAGCCUGGCCUCCAGCCCCCAACGACAUCUCUGAGUGGCCAGGUUCCGGCUCAAUUGCUGCCCCUACCCGCAGUGACAAGCCAUGCGGUGGCAACUCAAAACUAUGGCAAUUCAACCGGUGCCCCUGCGCAGGGCUUCGUUUACGAUCUCACCGGCCAGAUCGCUCCGCCGGGAUCGAAGCCACGCGUGACCGCCACACUGUGGGAGGAUGAGGGAAGCCUUUGCUAUCAGGUUGAAGCCAAAGGAGUCUGUGUUGCUCGACGUGAAGACAAUUCAAUGAUCAAUGGCACGAAGCUUCUGAAUGUGGCGGGAAUGACCCGCGGUCGUCGUGAUGGUAUUCUGAAAAGCGAAAAGAUCCGUCAUGUCGUCAAGAUUGGCCCCAUGCACCUCAAGGGCGUUUGGAUUCCUUUCGAGCGGGCCCUCGAGUUCGCUAACAAGGAGAAGAUUACAGACUUGCUGUAUCCGUUGUUUGUUCACAACAUUGGGGGAUUGUUGUAUCACCCGACAAACACAAGUAGAACUAAUCUAGUUGUGCAAGAAUCUCAGCAGCGGCGCAUGGAGGGCUCUCAAGCAACCGCACGUACGUCUCAGGGGCCUCAGCCGCCUACUUUGCAUCAUCAUCAUUCUCUGCAAGCUGGUGUGCCGUCGCACAUGGCUCAACCACCCACAGUGGCCUCGCAACAAGGAGGGAGGCCGGGGCUUGACCGGGCUCAUACUUUCCCCACUCCUCCUGCGAGUGCCUCGAGUCUCAUGGGUAUUACUAACUCCAACACCUCAUACGACUGGAACAACCAGGGAAUGCCAUCAGGUGUGCCCAACUCUCAGCCUCUCUCCAUCGACACGGCUUUGAGCAACGCCCGCUCGAUGCCAACCACACCAGCUACAACUCCACCAGGGAAUAACAUGCAAGGAAUGCACUCGUUUCAGGGUCAAUCAGGCUAUGACUCCAAGCCUUAUUACUCUGCGGCGCCGCCCUCUCACCCUCACUAUGCAUCCCAACCGAGUGGCAUGGCACCCUACGGGCAGACGAUGUCCUCUACCCCUUAUCUAAAGAGUGAACCUGAGAUGGGUCCGCCCUCGAGCCGUACGCCGGGCGCACAGCCGGAAGGAGAGUCGACUGAUGUCAAGCCCGAACGGUAUACCCAGAGCAACGGGCAUGUGACCAGCGCUGGAAAUGAAUCGGUUGCGGAGCAUGAGUCGGAGUACGUGCAGCAUGACAAUUCAGGCUACAAUACGAGCCGCGGUUCCUACACCUAUACCACCAAUCCAUCUGUGGGCAGCCUGACCGGAGACCAUUCUCAGCUCACACCCGAGAUCACUGGCUCUCCUACACAGCAGAAUGGCUCCGGAAGAAUGACCCCGCGCACCAGUGGUGGCCCUCCGCCAUGGGGCUCUGGGUAUAGUACCCCCCCGCGCCCUGCGGCUGCCAGCAGUCUCUACAACAUUGUCAGCGACACGCGCGGAACGUCUAAUAACGGUGCCACCUCGGACAAUUACUCAGUCCCUAACCCAACCUCGGGAUAUCCAAAUGGUCUCAAUGGUUCGAUCGGUUCCAACAAGCGGAUGAGGGAAGAUGACGAGGUGGACCGAAUUGCCCGCCCUGACAGUCGGGGCCCCGACUUUGAGAGCAAGCGGCGCAAGACGCUUAGCGAGACCUCUGUCGGAGGGCCUGUUGGCGGUGUUGCUCUUGGAUUGCAGCCCAUGAAGGCAGGGGGUGUCAUGUCUCGUCGUCGGUGA